ACCAACAAUCACUCUCUGGUUUGGAGAAGACACCGAAGGCUCUGAACACAGGAAAAAACAAAGACAAUAUACCACUCUUGUCCUGCUACAGUUACAUAAUCUCACAUAAGAAGGGUGGACAUAAGAACUCAUUACUCUAAUUGGACAUUAGAGAUGGAUUGAUCAACGCAUGAGAUGUCAUAUCAGGACAAGAUACUUGUUUCCUAGGGGAAAAACUCAGGCAGAGAGUUUUGUCCUUACAGAACAGUUACAAUACAAUACAGGCAAUUGUCUUACCAGCAGAUCACAUUCAUUUUUGUCAGUUACUAAAAUACGUGUUUUGACAUAUUGAUACUUUCUUCUCCAAAGAAGGAACAUUAUAUCAUAUUUCUUUUGAGCAGAGAGACGUUAGUUGAGUAGAGAGAUGUUAGUUGAGCAGAGAGAUUAAAAAAAAAGCAAACACAAAGUUUAGUUUAAAAAAAUCUGAUUCAAAACUUUCUAUCAGUUACUUUCCAGGUUUGGUUCAUUUCGUUUUAAUCCACGACUCUAUUAAUCUCACACUAAUCCUUCCUCUUCGGUUCUGUUGGUCUCAUCCGGUUCUGUUUCCUGCAGCUGUCAGUGAAGGAGCAGCAGGACCAGAGCUGCAGAGCGCUGUCCCACCUGAUCCGAGACCCGCUCUUUCUCGUCUCCUUCAUCCACACCCUGGAGGAGCAGAAGAACUUCAUCAUCAAGGACAAGUGUGUGGUGGCGUCUCUGUUGACCCUGGCCCUGCACGAUGACCUGCCCUACCUGACGCAGGUGAUGGAGCAGCUGCUGGUGUCUCUGAUGGAGCAGCCCAGUAACGCUCAGCCCAAACUGCUGCUGCGCCGCACAGAGUCCAUAGUGGAGAAGCUGCUCACCAACUGGAUGUCCGUCUGCCUCUACGGCUUCCUCCGGGAGUGUGUGGGGCAGCCCCUGUACCUGCUGGUGUGUGCGCUGACGGAGCAGAUCAGUAAGGGUCCGGUGGACUCGGUCACAGGGAAGGCCCUCUACACCCUCAGUGAAGACUGGCUCCUGUCGCAGGCCCAAUACUUUAGCCCUCUGAAGCUGAGCGUGCUGUUUGCGAUGGGAACGGAGGGCGAGGUGAGCGAGCCGCUGGACGUCUGCGUUCUGGACUGUGACACGGUGGAGCAGGUGAAGGAGAAGAUCCUGCUCACCUUCCACCGCAAGUUCGGCUUCCGCUACACCCAGCAGCUCCAUGACAUAGACAUCGAGUUUGAGCAGUCAGGAUGCUAUGUUGUCCUACAGGAAGUGGACAGCAGCUCGGAGAUGAUGGGGGAAGUCACCAUGCUCAACACCCUCAAACAUUAUAGGAUUCCUGAUGGGUCGACCAUCAAGGUCAUCACGAGAAAAGUUCAAGGCCCCCAAAGCUCUACGCUCAGUUUCAAAGAGGAACCUGAUUUUCAAACCAAGUACUUUCACCUGAUUGACCCUGAAUUAGCGGAGAACACAAAUUCAGUGAGAAAAAAGCUCAAGGUUAAAGAGGUUUAUCGGACCAAGCUGCUUUCUACCAAGGUGGCUGUGCAUUCAUAUGUAGAGAAUCUCUUCAAAACCAUCUGGGGCACAUCCAAUAACAGGCCGCCGCACGCAGUCAAGUACAUCUUUGACAUCCUGGACUCUCAAGCAGAACUCAAGAAUAUCAGCGACCCUGACGUGCUGCACAUUUGGAAAACCAACAGCCUGCCUCUGUGCUUCUGGGUGAACAUUCUGAAGAACCCCCAGUUUGUGUUUGACCUGGAGAAGACGCCUCUCCUGGAUGGCUGCCUGUCCGUCAUCGCUCAGGCCUUCAUGGACUCCUUCUCCCUCACGGAGCAGCAGCUGGGGAUGCACGCCCCCACAAAUAAACAGCUUUAUGCCAAAGACAUCCCUCAGUACAAGCAGGAAGUGAAGGCCUACUACAAGAAGGUGCAGGAACAGCCAGCGCUUAGCAGCCGCGAGUUUAAAGACUUCCUGCAGGAGGAGUCAAAGAAACAUGAAAAUGAGUUCAAUGAGUCGCUGGCCCUCUGUGAAAUCUACAAAUUCAUUCAUCAUUACUUUAACCAGAUCGAGCAGAAACUUGAGCAGAGCACUGCCCCCUCCAGGCUGAAAGAGGAACUGCAGCAAGUGAGGGAGCUGUUUGACAUCAAGAACAAAAGCUCCUGGGAGUGAAGACAUGUGUCCUAAAGAGGUGUGUCCAGAGUUUUCGAAUCCAGAGAGAUUUAAAAAACUGAGACUUUUUGAAAUGCUGGUGACCUUUGGAACUGUGAUGUUACAAUUUGUAGCCCUAUUUUAUUAUUUUUGUGUCUAAUUUGUAAGUGUUGACCAUAAGCAUGUAAGUUGUAAUGAAAUAUUUUUCACCGAAGUGUCAUUUAUUGGAAAGAUUUGAGAUUUACAAAACCUACAGCACUUUCAGAUCACUAUGAAAUUAGUUUUAUUUUAGGAAAGAUUUCUUUUUAUAACUUUACCAGAACAUCACAAGUAUUCGUAAUAGUAGUAGUAGUGAGUAAUAGUAAUAAUAAUAGUAACUGCACAAAUUCUUAACUGAUUUGCAUGCAUGUUUAUCAGUUUGCAUCAUUUAUCAAACAUCGUCAUGACAAUGCUGUUCUGUUUUUCUCUAGCAGAGAGAGCACCAAAAAUGUAUAUUUAUUUUAGGAUUAGGAUUUAUUCAUGUACUUAACAGAAUACUUUCCACAUAAUUUCAUUCUUACUGUCUACACCUCUCUGUAAUGUAUAUUUACUUCUAUAACUUCCUCACCAAUGUAGUUAUCUGCAUUGACCGAGUGAGGUAUAUUUUAUAUAUGUUUUUCAUAUACUUAAUACAUUUUCAUCAUUAUAUACUGUAGCUGUACAUGUUGUUUCCAUACUCUCUGUCUUUUACCCAAGUGUAUGUCAGUUUGAUUUGUGAUUCUGUGUUGGUGUGAAUCAACAUUCACACACUGUUACAUCACUAUGGAAUACCAUGUUUGUUCCCACAACCCUGCUUCAAAAUAAAAGUCCCCUUUUGCAAUCAUAUUUUCCAGACAAAUAUUGUGUCUGUUAAACUGUAGUGUAACCAACACUUCUGUUAUCUGUGUAUUAAACAAUG
Clupea harengus (Atlantic herring) is the source of this 3082-nucleotide messenger RNA. Its product is annotated as plexin-C1-like. Gene Ontology annotation, biological process: regulation of cell migration; regulation of GTPase activity; positive regulation of axonogenesis. Bases 781 to 2166 code for a protein of 461 amino acids. Gene Ontology annotation, cellular component: semaphorin receptor complex; plasma membrane. The transcript is spliced from 13 exons. Gene Ontology annotation, molecular function: protein binding; semaphorin receptor activity. NCBI's taxonomy places the organism in Eukaryota, Metazoa, Chordata, Actinopteri, Clupeiformes, Clupeidae. The record is from RefSeq and is a predicted model, not a curated record.